Knipowitschia caucasica is the source of this 696-nucleotide messenger RNA. NCBI's taxonomy places the organism in Eukaryota, Metazoa, Chordata, Actinopteri, Gobiiformes, Gobiidae. The record is from the annotation of a GenBank genome assembly.
AUGUUUCAACUUCCAACUUCUCUGGGCGUGGGCCGCUGCGUGGGCCGCUGCGUGGGCCGCUGCGUGGGCCGCUGCGUGGGCACAGGCACGUACUACUACACCUACAGCUAUGUCACCGUGGGGGAGUUCGUGGCCUUCUUCAUCGGCUGGAACCUGAUUCUGGAGUAUUUGAUCGGGACGGCAGCCGGGGCCUCGGCGCUCAGCAGCAUGUUCGAUUCUCUGGCCAAUCACACACCGUCAGCCACUACAUCAUCACUCACCUGGGGGCUCUGCGGGGCCUGGUGGCUCGUAAAUCACAUCUCUCUGCUCUCCGCGGCCCCUGCCUGUUUAUUCAGCCUUGGCCCCUUGGUCUGGUUCCUACAGCUCGGCGGACACAUCCCCAGGCAGAAUAUCCUCCGAGGUCAGCUCAAACAGGACGUGUCGAGUGCCCUGUGCCAAAGACUGACAGAUUCUGCAGCGGCCCCCAAACGACGAGCGAGAAAGUUGCUGCGUGCUGAUUGGCCGCUCCGACUCUGGCUCCUUGCUUGUUGUGGCCGUGCGGCUCGGAAUAGUUCUGCUUUGGUUAAUCUGCUCAGCAACCGCGGCUCGCAUCCACCAUCUCACCCACGGAGAUGCCAGAAAGUUAGCACCGGCGAGAGUUUAGCAGCCAGGCCCAGGCACGAACAAGAGGAGGAGGAGAAUGAGGUUGGGAUCUAG